AUGUUGCUGAUCAUAGGCUGCAAAGGGCUGAACAAGGAUAAUGGGCUGGACCUCAGCCAGCUCAUGACCUUCCUCUUUCCUUCAUGCCCUUGUGAUGAAGUGGUCUUUGGUGAAGGAGCCUUUACUAAUCCUGCUCUGGAGCUGAGGCUGAAGGAUGGAGCCCACAGGUGUGAGGGGAGAGUGGAAGUGAAGCACCAAGGAGCUUGGGGCACAGUGUAUGUUCAGUACUGGUUUCUGGAGGAUGCAAAUACGUUGUGCAGACACCUGGAAUGUGGAGUUGCCAUUGAUGCUCCCAGAGGGUCUUAUUUUGGACCAAGACUUGGCACUAUUUGGUAUUUCUGUCUUUCUUGCAACAGGACAGAGCCUGAAUCAACUUUGAGUAUCAAUAACUGUGUUCAACCUGAUUUUAAAAACAAUACUCAUAUCUUGUCUCAUGACCAGGAUAUUGGAGUGGUCUGCUCAGACAGCAGACAGCUUCGCCUGGUGGACGGGGGAGGUCCCUGCUCUGGGAGAGUGGAGAUCCUUGACCAGGGCUCCUGGGGCACCAUCUGUGAUGGCGGCUGGGACCUGGACGAUGCCCGCGUGGUGUGCAGGCAGCUGGGCUGUGGAGAAGCCCUCAGUGCCACGGGGUCUGCUCACUUCGGAGCGGGAUCAGGGUCCAUCUGGCUGGACGACCUGAACUGCACAGGAAAGGAGUCCUACGUAUGGAAGUGUCCUUCCCGAGGCUGGGGAGAGAAGCUCCGGCUCAGGGGAGGAGACAGCGAGUGCUCAGGGCGGGUGGAGGUCUGGCACAGCGGCUCCUGGGGCACCGUGUGCGAUGACUCCUGGAGCCUGGCAGAGGCCGAGGUGGUGUGUCAGCAGCUGGGCUGUGGCCCGGCCCUGGAAGCCGUGCGGGCCGCGGCGUUUGGCCCUGGAAACGGGAGCAUCUGGCUGGACGAGGUGCGGUGCGGGGGCCGGGAGUCCCCCCUGUGGGCCUGUGCCGCGGGGCCCUGGGGGCAGAGCGACUGCAAGCACGAGGAGGACGCCGGGGUGAGGUGCUCUGAUCUGGAGGUGAGGCUGAAGGAUGGAGCCCACCGCUGUGAGGGGAGAGUGGAAGUGAAGCACCACGGAGAAUGGGGCACAGUGGAUGAUGACUACUGGAGCUUGAAGGAUGCAUCUGUAGUGUGCAGACAGCUGGGGUGUGGAACUGCCAUUGGUUUUCCUGGAAGGGCUUAUUUUGGGCCAGGACUUGGCCCCAUUUGGCUUUUGUAUACUUUAUGUAAAGGAACAGAGUCAACUGUCAGCGACUGUAGGCAUUCUGAUAUUAAAGACUAUCGUAAUAAUAGCUAUGCCCAUGACCGGGAUACUGGAGUAGUCUGCUCAGGAUUUGCACGUCUGGCUGGAGGGGAUGGACCCUGCUCAGGGCGAGUAGAAGUGCAUUCUGGAGAAGCCUGGAUCCCAGUGUCUGAUGGGAACUUCACACUCCCGACUGCCCAGGUCAUCUGUGCAGAGCUGGGGUGCGGCAAGGCUGUGUCUAUCUUGGGACACGUGCCCUUCAGAGAGUCCGAUGGCCAGGUCUGGGCUGAAGAGUUCAGGUGUGAGGGGGAGGAGCCUGAGCUCCGGGUCUGCCCCAGAGUGCCCUGUCCAGGGGGCACGUGUCACCAUAGUGGAGCUGCUCAGGUUGUCUGUUCAGCAUACUCAGAAGUCCGGCUCAUGACAAACGGCUCCUCUCAGUGUGAGGGGCAGGUGGAGGUGAACAUUUCUGGACGAUGGAGAGUGCUCUGUGCCUCCCACUGGAGUCUGGCCAAUGCCAAUGUUGUCUGUCAUCAGCUCGGCUGUGGAGUUGCCAUUUCCACUCCCAGAGGACCACACGUGGUGGAAGAAGGUGAUCAGAUCUCAACAGUCCGAUUUCACUGCUCAGGGGCUGAGUCCUUCCUGUGGAGUUGUCCUGUGACUGUCCUGGGUGGGCCUGACUGUUCCCAUGGCAACAGAGCCUCUGUGAUCUGCUCAGGAAACCAGACCCAGGUGCUGCCCCAGUGCAACAACUCCCUGUCUGAACCAGCAGGCUCUGCGGCCUCAAAGGAGAGCUCCCCCUACUGCUCAGACAGCAGACAGCUCCGCCUGGUGGACGGGGGCGGUCCCUGCGCCGGGAGAGUGGAGAUCCUUGACCAGGGCUCCUGGGGCACCAUUUGUGAUGACGGCUGGGACCUGGACGAUGCCCACGUGGUGUGCAGGCAGCUGGGCUGUGGACCAGCUCUCAAUGCCACGGGGUUUGCUCACUUCGGGGCAGGAUCAGGGCCCAUCUGGCUGGACAACCUGAAUUGCACAGGAAAGGAGUCCCAUGUGUGGAGGUGCCCUUCCCGAGGCUGGGGGCAGCACGACUGCAGACACCAGCAGGACGCGGGGGUCAUCUGCUCAGAGUUCCUGGCCCUCAGGAUGGUGAGUGAGGACCACCAGUGUGCUGGGUGGCUGGAAGUUUUCUACAACGGGACCUGGGGCAGUGUCUGCCACAACCCCAUGGAGGACAUCACUGUGUCCAUGAUCUGCAGACAGCUUGGCUGUGGGGACAGUGGAACCCUCAACUCUUCUCUUGCUCUUAGAGAAGGUUCUAGACCCCAGUGGGUGGAUGGAAUCCGGUGUCGGAAAACUGACACCUCUCUCUGGCAGUGUUCUUCUGACCCUUGGAAUUACACUUCAUGUUCUCCAGAGGAGGAAGCCUACAUCUCGUGUGCAGACAGCAGACAGCUCCGCCUGGUGGACGGGGGCGGUCCCUGCGCCGGGAGAGUGGAGAUCCUGGACCAGGGCUCCUGGGGCACCAUCUGUGAUGACCGCUGGGACCUGGACGAUGCCCGCGUGGUGUGCAGGCAGCUGAGCUGUGGAGAAGCCCUGGAUGCCACUGUCUCUUCUUACUUCGGGGCGGGAUCAGGGCCCAUCUGGCUGGAUGAAGUGAGCUGCAGAGGAGAGGAGUCCCAAGUGUGGAGGUGCCCUUCCUGGGGAUGGCGGCAACACAACUGCGAUCAUCAAGAAGAUGCAGGAGUCAUCUGCUCAGGAUUUGUGCAUCUGGCUGGAGGGGAUGGACCCUGCUCAGGGCGAGUAGAAGUGCGUUCUGGAGAAGCCUGGACCCCAGUGUCUGAUGGGAACUUCACACUCCCCAUUGCCCAGGUCAUCUGUGCAGAGCUGGGGUGUGGCAAGGCUGUGUCUGUCCUGGGACACGAGCCCAUCAGAGAAUCUGAUGGCCGGGUCUGGGCUGAAGAGUUCAGGUGUCAGGGGGAGGAGCCUAAGCUCUGGUCCUGCCCCAGAGUGCCCUGUCCAGGGGGCAUGUGCCACCAUAGUGGAGCUGCUCAGGUUGUCUGUUCAGUGUACACAGAAGUCCAGCUUAUGAAAAAUGGCACCUCUCAGUGUGAGGGGCGGGUGGAGAUGAAUAUUUCUGGACAAUGGAGAGCUCUCUGUGCCUCCCACUGGAGUCUGGCCAAUGCCAAUGUUGUCUGUCGUCAGCUCAGCUGUGGCAUUGCCAUCUCCACCCCAAAUGGAGCAGAAGGAAGUGAUCAACUCUGGAAAGCCCGAUUUCACUGCUCAGGGACUGAGUCCUUCCUGUGGCAAUGCCCUGUGACUGCCCUGGGUGUUCCUGACUGUUCCCAUGGCAACACGGCCUCUGUGAUCUGCUCAGGAAACUACACCCAGGUGCUGCCCCAGUGCAAUGACUCCCUGUCUGAAGUAGCAGGCUCUGCGGCCUCAGAGGAGAGCGCCCCCUACUGCUCAGACAGCAGACAGCUCCGCCUGGUGGACGGGGGCGGUCCCUGCGCCGGGAGAGUGGAGAUCUUUGACCACGGCUCCUGGGGCACCAUCUGUGAUGACGGCUGGGACCUGGAGGAUGCUCACGUGGUGUGCAGGCAGCUAGGCUGUGGAGAAGCCCUCAAUGCCACGGAGUCUGCUCACUUUGGGGCAGGGUCAGGGCCCAUCUGGCUGGACGACCUAAACUGCACAGGAAAGGAAUCCCACGUGUGGAAGUGCCCUUCCCGGGGCUGGGGGCGGCACGACUGCAGACACAAGGAGGACGCGGGGGUCAUCUGCUCAGAGUUCCUGGCCCUCAGGAUGGUCAGCGAGGACCAGGAGUGUGCUGGGUGGUUGGAAGUUUUCUACAACGGGACCUGGGGCAGUGUCUGCCGCAGCCCCAUGGAUGAGGUCACCGUGUCCAUCAUCUGCAGUCAACUUGGCUGUGGGGACAGUGGAAGUCUCUACACUUCUGUUGGUCUCAGGGAAGGUUCUAGACCCCGGUGGGUAGAUUUAAUCCAAUGUCGGAAAACUGAUACCUCUCUCUGGCAGUGUCCUUCUGGCCCAUGGAAAUACAGUUCAUGCUCUCCAAAGGAGGAAGCCUACAUCUCAUGUGCAGGAAGAAGACCCAAGAGCUGUCCAGCUGCUGCCCCCUGCACAGACAGAGAGAAGCUCCGGCUCAGGGGAGGAGACAGCGAGUGCUCAGGGCGGGUGGAGGUCUGGCACAGCGGCUCCUGGGGCACCGUGUGCGAUGACUCCUGGAGCCUGGCAGAGGCCGAGGUGGUGUGUCAGCAGCUGGGCUGUGGCCCGGCCCUGGAAGCCGUGCGGGCCGCGGCAUUUGGCCCUGGAAACGGGAGCAUCUGGCUGGACGAGGUGCGGUGCGGGGGCCGGGAGUCCUCCCUGUGGGCCUGUGCCGCGGGGCCCUGGGGGCAGAGCAACUGCAAGCAUGAGGAGGACGCCGGGGUAAGGUGCUCUGGUGAACAGCUCCGCCUGGUGGACGGGGGCGGUCCCUGCGCCGGGAGAGUGGAGAUCCUGGACCAGGGCUCCUGGGGCACCAUCUGUGAUGACGGCUGGGACCUGGACGAUGCCCACGUGGUGUGCAGGCGGCUGGGCUGUGGAGAAGCCCUCAAUGCCACGAGGUCUGCUCACUUCGGGGCGGGAUCAGGGCGCAUUUGGCUGGACGACCUGAACUGCACAGGAAAGGAGUCCCAAGUGUGGAGGUGCCCUUCCCGGGGCUGGGGUCGGCAUGACUGCAGACACAAGGAGGACGCGGGGGUCGUCUGCUCAGAUUUCCUGGCCCUCAGGAUGGUGAGCGAGGACCAGGAGUGUGGUGGGUGGCUGGAAGUUUUCUACAAUGGGACCUGGGGCAGUGUCUGCCGCAGCCCCAUGGAAGACAUCACCGUGUCCAUGAUCUGCAGAGAGCUUGGCUGUGGGAACAGUGGAAGUCUCAACCCUUUAGUUGCUCUUAGGGAAGGUUCUAGACCCCGCUGGGUAGAUGGAAUCUGUUGUCAGAAAACUGACACUUCUCUCUGGCAGUGUCCUUCUGACCCUUGGGAUUACAACUCAUGCUCUUCAAAGGAAGAAGCCUAUAUCUCAUGUGCAGACAGAGAGAAGCUCCGGCUCAGGGGAGGAGACAGCGAGUGCUCAGGGCGGGUGGAGGUCUGGCACAGCGGCUCCUGGGGCACCAUGUGCGAUGACUCCUGGAGCCUGACAGAGGCCGAGGUGGUGUGUCAGCAGCUGGGCUGUGGCCUGGCCCUGGAAGCCGUGCGGGCCGCGGCGUUUGGCCCUGGAAACGGGAGCAUCUGGCUGGACGAGGUGCGGUGCGGGGGCCGGGAGUCCUCCCUGUGGGCCUGUGCCGCGGGGCCCUGGGGGCAGAGCGACUGCAAGCACGAGGAGGACGCCGGGGUGAGGUGCUCUGGUGAUGAGAGAACAGCUGUUCCCUCCAGCCACAGAAGUAAGUGUUCUGCUGCUCUGAGCACCCCUGGCAUCUUCUCCCUUCCCAUGAUCAUCUGCAUCAUCCUCGGAGCCCUUCUCUUCAUGAUCCUCAUCAUCCUGAGGAUUCAACUACACAGAUGGAGAGCAGAGCGCCAAGAGUUAUCUGAUUUUGAAGAUGCUGUUGAUGAAGCUGUGUACCAGGAGAUUGAUGACAUCAUAAACCCAGGGAAGAAGGACCUGUUAGACAGCCAAGAGCCUCCGGGACAGAACAUCAACACCAUAGGAAAUGGUUAUGAUGAUGUUGAUGAGUUAUCUGUUCCUGUAAAUCCUUUAUUCCCUGGGAUGAAUGAGAAUAACUUUUUCCCAGAUGAUAGAGGUGGUGCCAGGUAUUCCCAGACUGGCAUCUCUCUGAAGUCUCUGAGAGAAACUGUCGACUCUGGGGUGGAAGAGAAGGAGUCCUCAUUGGUCCUGAGACAAGAAGAGCAUGGAUAUGAUGAUGUUGAGCUUAGCACCAUGUAG
Rangifer tarandus platyrhynchus (Svalbard reindeer) is the source of this 6204-nucleotide messenger RNA. The record is from the annotation of a GenBank genome assembly. Lineage: Eukaryota; Metazoa; Chordata; Mammalia; Artiodactyla; Cervidae.